AUGUAUCGCUUCAUAAUAAUCACUCUCUUUCUUUCACCACUCUUCCUUCUCACCUUUUCUUCAUAUUUUCCUUACAUAUUUUCAAUAAAUUCUCAACACCCUAUCUUCCGUCGCAUUUCAUCCCCCUCUGUCCUUAGUCCAAUUUCUACUUCACCACCGCCUGCUUUCUUCAAAUCGAUUAAUCAUCCACAACAACCAUCAAAUUUAGAUCCAGAAUUUCGAAAAUUAGGUACAACAAUUCCUACCAACAAGUUUUAUACAAAUCUGUUGGUGGGCAACGCACAAUUCCCUGUUUGGCCGUUGCCAUAUGCACUGAGAUUCGAGAGCGGAGUCAAUAAUGGAUUAUUCGGAUUCAGCAUUUCAAAUGUCGACGAGGAAAAUAAGGUAUUCGGACCGGCUGCAAGUUACUUUUACUCAGCAUACACUCCUAGUAUAACAAUCUCCUCUAAAGAGCUUCGAAAUUCCACGAAACUUCUUCUUUCUAAUCCCGAUGAAUUUUCCAUUACGGCAAAGCUUGUGUCAAAUUAUUCCACAAAUCCUACUCAACCACAAAUUACUUUACCAAUUGUUAGAGGAAUGGCUUUUGUUACAGCUCAAUACAGGAAGAUGAGUCCUGUAUUUGAGUCCAGUGUUGUAUUUAAUGUACUCAGUUCCCCAAUUAAAUUGAAUCACGGAGUUAUUAAAUAUAGAGUCACAUUAGCUGAUGGAAGUAAUUGGUUGAUUUAUGCGAUUAAUGAUGAUGGAAUCAGUAUUCUCCGGUUGUCAAAGACGAAAUCGAAUAGAAUUGAGUCGACAUCCGGUUUAUUCAGUGGUAUUAUUCAGAUCGCAAAAGUGCCAAAAGGAAAUUUAGCAGGCGAAAGUGUUUACGACAAGUGUGCGGGAACCUUUGCCACUACGGCUCUAUUGGACGUCCAAAAUUAUGGAAAUGUAGGGUCCUACACCCUCUCCUGGAUAACCACCACCAAGACCUCGGCACCUCUUCUUCACUAUGCACUUCCUCAUCACAUCACUUCGUUCCAAACCUCUUUUCUCCAGGAGACCUCUCUCACGCUAACGUCUCCUUCAACGGGUCAAAUGAAAGCAUAUAUCGGUUCAACCUGGUCACUUGUCGAGUCCAGUCUCAACCAAAUUUCAUUCUUGCCACCAAACUUUGCUUCAAAAUUAACCCCUUCUCGGAUUAAUACCAUCAAAGCCCAAGCAAUUAAAGAUGUUUCGUUGGAUUUCAAGGCAUUGUCAAAUUUGGAUACUACAUAUUUUAGUGGAAAAGCAAUGGCAAAAUUUGGACUAGUAUGUUUGGUGGUGAACGAUGUGUUAAAGAACAAAACUCUUGGAAAUACCUGUCUGUCAAAGUUACAGACCGCCAUGAAAGCAUUUAUUUCGAAUACUCAACAAUAUCCACUCCGGUAUGAUAAUACAUGGAAAGGGAUAGUCUCUUCGGCUGCUUUCGUGACUAAAAAUAUUCAAGCUGAUUUCGGUGCUUCAUAUUAUAACGAUCAUCAUUUUCACUAUGGCUAUUUCGUUUACACCGCGGCCAUAAUCCGCCAUUUAAAUGAAUCAUGGGGCGUCGCUAACGCUGCAUGGGUGAAUUCCUUGAUUCGCGAUGUGUCCAAUCCAUCAAAAAACGAUCGCUAUUUUCCCACAUUCCGCAGUUUCGAUUGGUUUGCCGGUCACAGUUGGGCAAGUGGGAUCUUUGCCUCCCAAGAUGGCAAUAACGAGGAAUCCACUAGUGAGGAUUAUAAUUUCUUUUAUGCAACGAAAUUAUGGGCUCAGACCUCUUCGAAAACUGUCGAAAUGAGUAAUUUGGGAAAAUUGAUGGAUGUCAUACUAGCGGUUGAGUCAAGGGCGGUAAAAGCAUAUUUCUUGUUAGAGGACGAAAAUACCGUGCAACCGAAAGCAUUCUUGCCGAACAAAGUUUCCGGAAUAUUAUGGGAAGACAAACUUGAUCACACCACUUUCUUCUCGCAACAGAUUGAGGCCAUCCAGGGAAUUCAAAUGAUUCCGAUAACGCCAAUUGUUCCAUAUUUCAGAACCAAGAGAUUUGUAAGUAGAUUAUCUCCAGAAAUUACUGAAGAAUGGACAAGGCUUCUUUCACCCAUACUUCCUUUUAUCAAUAAUAGUUGGAAAUCACUGCUUUAUACAAACCAUGCGAUUGUUGAUCCAAACACAGCCUAUAAUUUUUUUGCGAGCAACUCGAGUGUACAAUUAGAUGAUGGCUUAAGCAGGACUUGGGCUCUAUUUUGGUGUGCCGUUCAAUGA
Messenger RNA from Acaulospora morrowiae, 2256 nucleotides. The record is from the annotation of a GenBank genome assembly. NCBI's taxonomy places the organism in Eukaryota, Fungi, Glomeromycota, Glomeromycetes, Diversisporales, Acaulosporaceae.